UGCAUCUUGAAAGACCUGUGGGACACGGACCACUGGACAAAAUUUCGCUGCCUCUUUCUCUUGGGAAGUCUGUAAACAUGAAGCUGUUUCUGGUUCUCAUUAUUCUGCUGUUUGAGGUACCCACAGAUGGGGCAAGACUCAAAAAAUGCUUCAAUAAUAUAACAGGCUACUGCAGGAAGAAAUGCAAAGUAGGAGAAAUAUAUGAAAUAGGAUGUCUAAGUGGGAAAUUAUGUUGUGUUAAUUAUGAAGAAAACAAAAAACAUGUGCCAGUUAAGAAGCCACAUACACAUUCUGGUGAGAAGCCGACCAUCCAUCAGGAUUAUGUCAUUUUACCCACUGUCACCAUUUUCACAGUAGAAUCCUAAAUCAAGCCCUUGUCUCACUGGUCUCCACUCUUCCUAAAUAAA
Sapajus apella (tufted capuchin) is the source of this 407-nucleotide messenger RNA. It is a transcript of the gene DEFB128, whose product is annotated as defensin beta 128. The record is from RefSeq and is a predicted model, not a curated record. Gene Ontology annotation, biological process: innate immune response. NCBI's taxonomy places the organism in Eukaryota, Metazoa, Chordata, Mammalia, Primates, Cebidae. Gene Ontology annotation, cellular component: extracellular region. The coding region runs from base 78 to 365 and encodes 95 amino acids. The transcript has 2 exons.